Messenger RNA from Penicillium cataractarum, 18327 nucleotides. RefSeq lists its product as uncharacterized. The record is from RefSeq and is a predicted model, not a curated record. The transcript is spliced from 9 exons. NCBI's taxonomy places the organism in Eukaryota, Fungi, Ascomycota, Eurotiomycetes, Eurotiales, Aspergillaceae. Bases 1 to 18327 code for a protein of 6108 amino acids. Gene Ontology annotation, molecular function: phosphopantetheine binding; catalytic activity.
AUGGCUAAUUCAUCCCACUGCUAUCUGCCUCGCUUUACUCCGGCGGUCGAAGGGCCUAGACGCCCGGUUUCGAUGAAGACGAAACCGACACCUUCGCAACAUGCGCAGUUAUUAACCGCAUGGCACGAAGGGAGACUGGAAUCGGUAUUGCAGGCCACUUGGGCCCUGGUCCUGCACUACUAUAUCCGUUCCGAGGAUAUCUGCUUCGGCUACCAACACAUCGACGGCGACUCGAUUUCCUCUCGAUACCCUGUACAGCGGUCGAGUGUCGCCAACCUGUCAGCGUUUCGGCUGGCUAUCAACGAGAACGACUCCAUCCAGGGAAUUGUAGAUAAAGUUCGCGACCACGAUGGAGUCGACUCGCAGAUUGGGGGUGUGGGAAGCGACGAGGGCGCUUCCGAGGGAGGCUACUUGCCUUUCAACACCAUCCUGAUGCUGCGCACAUAUCGCAAGGCGAACGAUUCACCCUCCUCGCCACUUUCUCAACAACCAAUUCUGGCAACCGCUCUUCCCGACCAGGUUCGUGUCUUUUGUGUUUAUCUCCCUGUUUCCUCCCUUUGUGGUCGGCUUCCUGCAUAUGCGGGCCCGAUAGAAUACUGGUUGGAUUCUUGCCAGGUUCGCCUUCAUGCGAAGGUGUUGCGCCGGGACAUCAACAUCUUCCUCGAAUGGCGAAAUGGGGACAUGUCUGGAGAGCAGAUGAAGAGUGUUGCCCACAUCUUUGAGCAGAUGCUCGCGCAAGUACUUUCACCGGGAAACGUUGCUAUUAGCCAGCUUAAUUUGUUCUCCGAAAACGACCUGCAGCGCAUCCGCAAGUGGAACUCGCACACCCCUAAGCUGUACGAUCGCACCAUCCACGACGCUAUCCGUGACCAGGCCUUAAGUGGCCCUGAUCGAGAGGCCGUGAGCGCGUGGGAUGGCAAUUUGACCUACGCCGAGCUUGAUGCGUUAGCCUCGAAGCUCGCGUGCCAUUUGCGCAUGCAGGGAGUUGGGCCAGAAGUGCGUGUUGCGCUUUGCUUUGAUAAAUCGGUACCGUGCACGUCCGUGCAGAAGUACAUGAUGGACUGGGGGGCAAAUCUCUGCAAGAAAUGGAACAUUGUUGCCAUGCUCGGCGUGAUGAAGGCGGGCGGUGCCUUCGUCCCAUUGGAUCCGACCCACCCGACAUCGCGCUUGCAACGUUUAAUCGAAUCCGUCAAGGCUGUGCUGGUGUUAUGCUCGCCAUCGCGCGCCGAGACUCUGCGACCUAUUGCGAGUACUUUGAUCCCUCUAUGCACCGAGACUCUGGAAGGACUAUCGGACCCUGUGGAGGGCGUCGACCUUGCAUCGGGUGUUACCAGCCAGAAUGCCGCAUAUGUUCUGUUCACUUCCGGGUCCACGGGAGAGCCUAAGGGCACCCUGUUGGAGCACCGUGCCUACUUGUCAAGCGCAAUGGUGCAUGGCCCUGGCCUGCGUGUCUUUUAUGAGACACGAGCCCUCCAAUUCGCAGCUCACACCUUCGAUGCUAGCUUGGCCGAGUCGCUGACACCCCUGAUCCACGGUGCCUGUGUGUGUAUUCCUAGCGAGGAGCAGCGACUGAAUGACAUCGUCGGUUUCAUCAAUGAGCACCGUGUGAACCAAGCAUGUUUCACCCCGUCUUUCAUCGGCUUUAUUGAAAUCGACAGCGUGCCGGGAUUGCAGAGUCUCGUUUUGGCCGGCGAGGCAAUGUCGCAGUCCCAACUGGCCACAUGGUCCAGAAUCAAACUGGUCAAUGGUUACGGCCCAACGGAGGCCAGUGUCGCAUCCGUGCUGAAUUCGAAUGUCACACCUACCACCGAUUGUAAAGAUAUCGGCCUGCCCAUCGGAGUGCGCUCGUGGGUGGUCAAUCCGGAAAAUCAUGACGAAUUGGUUCCCGUUGGCUGCCCUGGUGAACUACUUCUUGAAGGGCCGACGCUCGCCCGUUGUUACGUGAAUAACCCCGAGAAGACGAACGACUCUUUCAUCUACGAUCCUGCCUGGGUAAAUCUUGAUGCUGGACGAGGGUCUAACCGCAGAUUCUACAAGACCGGGGACUUGGUGAGGUACAACUCCGACACGGGGGCGAUGAACUACGUCGGUCGCAAAGACACCCAGGUCAAGGUUCAUGGUCAGCGAAUCGAACUGGGCGAAAUCGAAAAUCAAUUGAACAAGGACACUCUCGUUACCCACUGUUCGGUUUUCUUUCCCAAGUCCGGUUUCUCCGAGGGUAGGCUCGCAGCUGUCAUUUCCUCUGUGGGGCUUCUCGCAGAACAAUCGGAUUCAGACUUGAAGCCCUUACGUUUGAUAUCUCCAAGCCAAAAAUCGCAGAUUGUGCCGGGAAUUCGCGAACGAUUAUCUGCACGUCUCCCGACUUAUAUGGUCCCUUCGGUUUGGCUGUGCGUAGAAGCCAUGCCGCUGCUACCAUCUGGCAAACUUGAUCGAAAGGGAAUUGCAGGUUGGGUGGUAAACAUGGGGCAGGACCCUGAUAUCGCAGAGGCAACUUCCGGGUUCCAACCUACAGGCGAACAAUCUCUGCCUGCUAAUGAGAAUGAGGAGGCUCUGGUCGCGGUGUACAGCCGUGUUCUGAAUAUUCCCCAGAAACAUGUCAGCCUGAACGAGAGCUUCCUCGCGAUGGGUGGUGAUUCCAUUGCUGCCAUGACUUGCAUCGGCAUGUGCAAGAAGCGUGGCCUGGCUCUAUCAGUGCAGGAAGUUUUGCGCAGCAAGUCCAUUCGGGAUCUGGCAUCGCGGGCUCGAGCCAUUGACCAUGCGACUACUUACCAGGAAGCGGUUGACAAACCGUUUGAACUUUCUCCCAUCCAGGUUUUGCACUUUGGUGUUCGGAAGGAGGGUCAGGGUCAUUUCAACCAGGGAAUUCUCACUCGCCUCAAUAGGCCUGUUGAUGAACCUACCCUACGCCAGGCGAUUGAAACACUCGUCUCCCGUCACUCUAUGCUCCGUGCUCGAUUCGAUGAUUCCGGUUCUGCAACAGCUUCAAAGCAGCGAAUCACUCCGGAUGUGAAGAAUUCCUUCCGUCUCCGAACAAACAGCGUUAACAGCAUUAAAGAGACCAAGGCAUUCAUUGGUAGCAGUCAAGGUUGCAUCAACGGAUUCUCUGGGCCGCUGCUGGCUGCUGAUUACUUCCGCGUCAAGGGUCAGGAGAAGUGCCACAUCUUGUCCAUGACUGCUCAUCACUUAGUGGUUGACAUUGUCUCGUGGAGAAUUAUUCUCGAAGAUCUGGAGGACUUACUAGUCAACCCAGGCAAGACCUCGAGCGAGAAUGGUUCUCUGCCUUUCCAGACUUGGUGCAAGUUGCAGGAGGAACAGUGCAAGAACUUGAUCAAAGAGAAAAAGGCAGCCACCGAUCAGCUUCCAGCAAUUGAUUUUGGCUAUUGGGGACUAAGGAACAGCCAGACAACAUAUGGCGAUGUGGACUGCGCAUCGUUCGAUAUCGAUGCUGUGCACUCUAACAGAAUCAUGAUGGAAUGCCACAAAGUCCUGAACACCGAGCCAAUUGAUUUGUUCCUUGCAGCGAUGCUUCACUCGUUUGGAAAGUCUUUCACUGAUAGAUCCUUACCAACGAUCUACAACGAGGGCCACGGUAGAGAAGUUUGGGACCCAUCGAUUGAUAUUUCUCACACUGUCGGCUGGUUCACCAUUCUACAUCCGAUCUUUGUUUCCGACUACAAGCCAGACAGCGCCAUCGACACGCUCAUUCAGGUCAAGGAUUUGCGUCGCCGCGUUUCUGAUAAUGGGCGCGCAGACUUCGCUAGCCGUGUCCUUCAACUCGGUGGCACAACAGGUAGUCGCCAUCCCCACCCGUUCGAGAUGUCCUUCAACUAUGUCGGGCAGCACCGCGAUCUUCAGAGAACUGACGGGCUGUUCCAGCUUGUGGAUCAAAUGGCCGGCGAAGCAGGUCAAGGCAGUGAUGCUGCUGAUUUCGGAAAGGACACUCCCCGUUUUGGCUUGUUCGAGAUCUCGGCCAUGGUCGUUGCUGGCAAGAUCCGGUUCACAUUCUCUUUCAACAAGUUUAUGCAGCAUCAGAACCGUAUUCAUGAAUGGGUUUCUCAAUGCCAGCAGCAGCUGGUUUCAUUGUCUGAGCAGUUAACAGCGAUGUCGCCUCGUUUGACGCUGAGCUCCUUCCCGAUGCUCUCUUUGAAUUACGAGAGCCUGGACAAGUUGCUCACGCAAAAGUUGCCAGCGAUCGGUGUCAAUUCGCCAGACAUGAUCGAAGACAUCUAUCCCUGCUCUCGUAUGCAGCAAGGUAUUCUGCUUGGCCGGACUCGGGACAGCUCGUACUAUGCGGUGCACGAUACCUUUGAGGUUCGCGGUACCGGGCCAACAAAGCCAAACCUGGAUCGCUUGGUGGAGGCCUGGAGGCAGGUCAUUUGUCACCAUGCUAUGUUCCGCACCGUCUUUGUUGAAAACCUCACUCCUCGAGACCCUUUCUGCCAAGUAGUGCUGAAGGAUUAUGACAUUUCACCAGUCAUCUUGCAGUCUUCCAGUGACAACGAUGUCAUGGCCACUUUUGAUGCUCAGAAACCCAAGGAAUACAGUGAGAUCGCCCCUGCGUACAGGUUCAGCAUUUGCCAGACCCCCAGUGGCAAGCUUUUCUGUCGCAUCGAGCUCAGUCACGCGGCUAUGGAUGGCAACUCGAUUUCUAUUCUCAUGCGUGAUCUGCAGCUGGCUUAUGCUGGCAGAUUGGAGGAGAGUCGACGGCCCUUAUUCAAGGAUUAUAUGCGCUACCUGCUCGAUGCGCCACAAGAGGCCAGUCUGCAGUAUUGGUGCUCGUACCUUGCCGGCGCCAGACCCUGUCUCUUCCCGACUCUUACACAUGGCCAGAAGUCUCCCGAGAAGAAUCUACGAUCUGUACCUGUCAACUUCGGCUCUCUGGCUCAAUUGCAGGGUAUUUGUGAGAAGAAGGGAAUCACCUUGUCCAAUGUAUUCAAUGCGGCCUGGGGUCUCACACUGCGUUUGUUCUGUGGCUCCGAUGACGUGAGCUUCAGUUACAUGGCUUCUCUCCGCGAUGUUCCAGCGGAUGGAGUUCAGUGGGUUGUCGGUCCUGCCAUCAACCUCAUGGUCUGCCGUAUGAAGAUGUCCGGCGAGACACUUCUCAUGGAUGCCCUGGAGCAGAUCCAGAACGACUACAUGGAGAGCAUCCCACAUCGACACACUUCUCUCAUCGACAUUCAGCACGCCCUCAAAAUGUCCGAUGCCAACCUGUUCAACUCUGGUGUCUCCUACCGACGUCUUCCUGGCGCUAAGGAUGCAGUCAGCAGCGACAUCGAGUGUGUGGAGGUUGGCUCUAUCCACGAUCCAGCCGAGUUCCCUGUUUUCAUCAACAUUGAGGCGAUGGAUACUCAAGCUCGGAUCGAGCUGAACUACUGGACCACCAAUCUUUCCGAUGCCCAAGCGGCCAACGUUGCCAACACAUAUGUCCGUUUCCUCGAGAGCAUUCUGACCAAUGCCGAUAGUCAGAUCGGCCAGCUGGACUGCCUAAGUGAUUCUAACAAGGCUCAAAUUCAAGCUUGGAAUAAGAAAAGUCCCAAAGCUGUCGAUCGCUGUACCUAUGAGGUCAUUCAGAAGAUGGCGAGCCAAAAGCCAGAUGCUUUGGCCAUCGCCGCUUGGGACGGAAAUCUCACUUAUUCAAAGUUGGAUCAAUACUCGUCCAGACUAGCCAGCUACCUAGUCACAUUUGGGGUUGGGCCCGGAAGCUUGAUUCCAACGUGCUUCGAGAAAUCCGUCUGGAACACCGUGUCUAUGCUGGCUGUCAUGAAGGCCGGCGGUGGCUGCAUUCCUGUUGAAGGCCUCAAGACCAUGGGUUUGAUUGAAAAGUGGGUUCUAGACAAUGCCGUGCAGGUUGCCCUCGCUUCCCCUGAGAAGGCUCAGAUCCUAGAGGAGACCAUCCCUUAUGUUAUCCCCGUCAGCGAGUCUCUUCUCGAGUAUCUCAACGACGAGCCGCUCCCAUUGACGGCUGGCCCGUCCGACCCGGCCUAUGUUGCCUUCACCUCUGGCACCUCGCGCCGUGCUCGUGGUGUUGUCCUCGAACAUGGUACAAUCAUGACACGCGCCGAGGCCUUUGCCAACUCUCUGGGUAUAUGCGACUCUUCUAGGAUCUUGCAGUCUGCUGCUCAUACCUCCGACCUGUUUCUGCUGGAGAGUAUCGGGACCUUGAGCCGUGGUGCGUGUCUCUGCAUCCCAGCUGAUGUCGAGCCAGCGAAUCUUGCUGCCUCUAUGAGUGUUCUGCACUGCAAUAUAGCCUGCAUCACUCCAACAGUUGCCAGCUUCCUGACUCCCAAAGAUGUGCCUACUCUCAAAACUGUGGCAUUUUUCGGAGAAGCUGCAUGUCAAACGCUGCUAGAAAACUGGACAUCUGAGGAUCUUCAGGUGCAUCUUCUGUAUGGCAACACCGAAGCUUCCACAGCGUCUAUGCACUACAAGGUUGUCGGUAAUGCCGCCGAGCCUCAUAUUGGAUCGGCCAUUUCAUGCGCCCCAUGGGUUGUUGAUCCAAGCAACCACAAUGCCCUUGUUCCUGUUGGUGCAAUUGGUGAACUGGCAAUUGAGGGCCCUGUUGUUGCUUGUGGCUACCUGUCUGGUACCAAGGAUGGCGAGUCAGAUUUCUUUGAGAAGCCUGCUUGGAUUUCCGCCUUCCCCGGUGGUAAAAAUCGCAAGUUCCUCAAGACUGGUGACCUUGUCCGGUACAACGCCGAUGGCUCUUUGGUUUUCCUAGGGCGAAAGAGCUGCCGCAUCAUGUGCUCCGACACCAUGUCCAUCCAGCGACUCGUGAAGGAUUUCCUUGGGCCAAAGCGAACGUCUGCCAUCGACACUGUGAGGCUGACUGGGGACUGCUCAGACAGCAUCGUUGCUUUCAUUGGGUCGUCAAGGUCCGCAACCAGCAGUGCUGAUGACCAAGUCAUUCUGAAGUCUGCGCCCGAGUUGAAGUCUACUAUCGCCUCGCUACACUCUCACCUGGCUAGCAAACUCCCUGCCAGCAAGGUUCCUAGUACAUACGUCCCUCUUUCCUCCCUGCCCCUUAGUCCAUUUGGCAAGCUAAACUACCAGGCCUUGGGAGCCGAGCUUGGAGCUCUACCUGACGCUCAGCUCCGAUCGUUCGAUUCCAAACACUGGACCGGCGCCAGGUCGGCUAAUCGUGCAUCCUUUGGAUCGGGUGUCUCGAACAACCAUCUCACCUUCUGGAAAGAGUAUCUUGCCGAUGCCGAACCUUGUAAUUUCCCGCCCAUCUCACACGACGCUACCACUCUUGAACGUUCGACCCGGACUCUCAACAAACAGACCCAGAAGUUGCAUGCAUUCAGCAAAUUAUCCAAUGUUUCCGUCGAGACUUUGUUCCAGACCGCUUGGGGCAUUGUAUUGCGAUGCUACACCGGGUGCGACGAUGUCUGUUUUGGCUUCUCUACCGAAGCAGAUGCGCAAUGCAUCUCUGUCUGCCGCCUACUUCUGAACAACGAUCGCAACUUGGAAGAAACCCUUCAGCAGUCAAAAGCCCAAUUUGAUGAAGGCCGAGAGAACUUUACUGAUCUUGCCGUUAUCAAACACCACCUGGGCCUCGACGAUGCUAGUCUCUUCAACACUCUCCUCACCUACCGCACUGCCUCUAAAUUACCCCAAGGUGAUGCUGGUGACUCCAAUGCAACCAAGGGCUACAAGAUCGCUGUUGCAGCCGUUGUUUCUAGCACUGUCGCAGAGAUUCACUUCACCUACACCUCUGACACGGUCACAUCCGCCCAAAUCACCCACAUCAUUGAUGCCUUUGACCAUAUUUUGAACGAUAUGAUGUCCUCCAGUCCUCUACAUCGCACUAUAGGUGAUCUUGAUCUCUUCCCUGAGCGGUCUUGCCGCCAGAUUCGUGACUGGAAUGCCACCCUUCCUCCCAGAAUGGACAAGUGCGCCGACGAGCUUAUCCAACAACAAGCCCUCCUUAACCCCCGUGCUGAGGCCGUUUGCUCCUGGGACAAGAACUUUACCUAUGGCCAACUAGAAAUCGUUGCCAGUCGUCUUGGACGCUUCUUGACAAACUCCGGAGUGAAACCUGAAGUCUUUGUUGUUCUAUGUUUCGAGAAAUCAGCUUGGGCUGUUGUUGCUCAGCUAGCUGUGCUCAAGGCCGGAGGUGCUUUUGUCUCCAUUGAUCCCUCUCAUCCCGACUCCCGUUUACAGAUGCUGAUCGAUGAGAUUGGUGCUGAUCUCGUGCUCUGUUCCGCCUCCCUCCAGACGAAGCUCGCCAAGCUGUGCAAGAAGGCAUUUGGUGUCUCUCAGAAUUCUAUCUCGCAGCUUCCCGAAUCUCCUCUUGCCCUUUCUGGAGUUCGUCCAACGGCCGAAAAUGCCGCCUAUGCCAUUUUUACGUCGGGAACAACCGGAAAGCCUAAAGCAACCGUUGUCGAGCAUGUUGCCUUAAGCACCACUGCUAUUGCCAUGAUGGAUGCUCUCCACAUGGACUCCGGGACCCGUGCACUUCAAUUCUCCAACUAUACCUUCGACGUCAGCGUGCUGGAGAUUAUGAUGACCUUGAUGACCGGUGGGUGUGUUUGUGUACCCAGUGAAGAAGAACGGAUGAACAAUCUUGGUGGUGCCAUCCGGCGCAUGGAAGCCAACUACAUGUCCUCACCCCCUGCCAUUGUCAAUACCCUGGAGCCCAAGACCGUUCCAGCCCUGAAGACGAUCAUCACUGGUGGUGAGAAGAUGCCUGCCAACCACAUCGAUCGCUGGCACGAUCGGUUUGUUAUCAACGCAUAUGGUCCUUCUGAAGCCACUGUUGUAGCCACAGUUGGCGUCAAGGUGGACUGGGAGGGUAAUCGUGUUAAUGAUGACCCAACCUCUAUUGGUACCGCCGCUAACUGCAGAGUUUGGAUUGUCGAUCCAAACAACUAUAACCGCCUGCUUCCCGUCGGUGCUGUCGGCGAGAUGCUCCUCGAAGGAAGCAACAUUGCUCGUGAAUACCUUGGAAACCCAGAAAAGACUAAAGCUGCUUUUGUGGACGAUCCAGCUUGGAGCCACCACAAUGGGCUACUUGGACUGUUCAAGCGCAAGGAUCGCAUGUACCGUACUGGUGAUCUUGUUCGCUACAACAGCGAUGGCACCCUUGCAUUCAUCUCCCGCAAAGACACUCAGAUCAAGUUCAACGGACAGCGUAUUGAACUUGAGGAGAUUGAACACCAAUGCGUUCGAUGCUUGCCCGAGGGCUCCCAAGUUGCCGUGGAUGUUGUUGUCCCCGAGGAGCGAACCGUUGCGAAGGGACUUGCAGCCUUCUUCACCGUUCAUGAUCAGGAUUCCCAAGGCGGCAGUACCGAUCAGUUCACUCCCACCAUCCCCGGUGCUGAUCCUCUGCUGCUGCCCAUCUCCGUCUCAAACAUGGAUGCUGUUCAGAAGUUGAAGAGCUCCCUGCCAGAUCUUUUGCCCCAGAGCAUGAUGCCUCGUCUCUUCUUUCCACUACGAAACCUACCGUUUACCUCGUCUGCCAAGAUUGACCGCCGCAGACUUCGUGCCAUGGUACGAACUUUGUCGAAAGAGUCCCUCAAGUCCUACAUUACCUUCAACACCUCGGGCAAGAACGAGGAGAUGUCCACGGAUGGUCUCGAUGCCAAGCUCCGUGACCUUUGGGAGAAGACCCUGGAUCUCGAGGCCGGGUCCGUCACUAACGAAGACAGCUUCUUUGCCCUGGGUGGCGACUCCUUCUCUGCCAUGAACCUCGUCGGUGCCGCCCAGUCUCAGGGUAUUGCGCUCAACGUUGCAACUAUUUUCAAGACGCCUGUUCUCAUCGAUAUGGCAAAGAGCUGCUCUGAAUCCAUUCAGACUCUGCCCGCGGAGCCCAUGCCUCUCAAGCCCUUCUCGCUCCUUCCAUCCUCUGUUGACGUCGACAGCCUUCUGGAUGAGGUGACUGAAAACUGCGCUGUGGCAAAGGAUGAAGUCUGUGAUAUAUACCCAUGCAGUGCUGUUCAGGAGGGCCUUUUGACAAUGUCCAUCAAACAUCACGGGGCAUACGUUGCGCAACCGGCAUUCCGCCUGGCCGAUGGUGCCGACCUCAACCGCUUCAAGGCCGCCUGGCAGCAGACUGUGGCAGACAUAGACAUUCUUCGGACUCGAAUCGUUCACACUGAAGCGAUGAACUUCGCACAGGUCGUUCUCAAGGAUACUUCUAUUGACUGGGUGCAUGCGGAGUCUUUCGAUGAUCUGCCCAAUGACACCACCGAACUUCCCAAGCACAAUGGGGCUCCUUUGGCAGGGUAUGCAAUCGUUCAGCCUCGUCAAUCUUCAACUUUGUACUUUGUUUGGUCAGUUCAUCACGCUCUCUACGACGGCUGGAGCAUUCCUCUCGUCUAUCGCAGACUCGAAGAAAAUUACAACGCUUCGCAAUCCAAGAUGCCCGCCGCCUCAUAUGGUCUCUUCAUUGAAUACCUCAACACGAAGAACAUGGAAGAAUCCGACGCAUUCUGGAAGAGCUAUCUGGCCAACAUGUCUGCCACUCCAUUCCCUCAGAACAAGAACUCCGUUCCUGAUGCCAUUCGUGCUGGAAAUACCCAGUAUCACACCAUGGAAUUUACCCGACCGGCAAACAGCGUUGACUUCACUCUUCCUGUUCUUCUGCGUGCCGCUUGGGCCCUCGUGGUUUCGACUCACACCGCCACCGGUGAUGUAUGCUUUGGCGAGACCUUGUCCGGUCGCAACAUCGAUCUACCUGGUGUUGGUGACAUUGCGGGGCCUGUACUAUCAACUGUGCCCUCGCGCAUCACGGUAGAUCAGGAGAUGUCCAUCAUUAAGUACCUUGGUCAGAUUCACCAAUCCACUACCGACAUGAUCCCUCAUCUACAUUCUGGCCUUCAGCGUAUUCGCGCACUGAAUGAUGACACCUCUGCCAGCUGUGGUUUCCAGAACCUCCUGGUCAUCCAGCCCACCGAAGGCGAACUGAACAGCAGUAUUUGGAUAGAUGAGAAGCGUGAAACCAGCGAAGACUUCUUCACUCACCCACUCGUCAUGGAAUGUGGCAUCUCCAAGACACGCAUUACAUUCACUGUUCAUCAUGAUGAGCUCGUCAUCAAUGGAUGGCAGAGCAAACACCUUGCGGAGCAAUUUGGCCAUGUGUUGAGCCAGCUCAUGUCUACCCUGAAGACGAGCACUGCGAAGCUUGCGGAUCUGGAGGUUGUCAGCCCCGAAGAGAAGAUGGAAAUUGCUCGAUGGAACCAACGUGAAAUUCCGUCUGUCGAGCGCUGCGUUCAUGAGUUCAUUCAGGACAAGUGUCUGGAGACACCGAAUGCACCUGCAGUUUGUGCAUGGGAUGGCGAACUCACAUACCGUGAAUUCUGGGAUCUCGCAUCUUCCUUCGCCAACUAUCUUGUCUCUCGUGGUGUUGGCCCGGAAGUAUUUGUCCCUGUGUGUCUCGACAAGUCUGCUUGGGCAAUGGUUACCCUCAUCAGUAUUCUGAUCGCUGGCGGUGGCUACGUUCCGUUGGAUCCUCACCAUCCUGUUUCCCGGCAUGAAGAGAUUUUGAAGGACGUCGGUGCCAACAUGAUUCUGUGCACUCCCAACUACACCACCAGAUACACCCGAGUUGUCAAGACCGUUAUUCCAAUCAGCAAGGACACUCUGAAAGCGUAUGGAUCUCUCAAUCUUCCAGCCAAGAACCGCACCAAAGUCCAACCUUCGAACAUGGCCUACACAUUGUUCACAUCUGGAUCAACUGGACGUGCUAAGGGCAUCGUGGUGGAGCAUCGCAACGCAGUCAGCAGCAUCAUGGGCUUUGCUCCAAUGACUUUGAUGGGUCCUAAGUCUCGGGUCUUCCAGUUUGCUUCGCUGACAUUCGACGCCGCCAUCAUGGAGACUUUGGCAAUCUUGAUGGUUGGCGGUUGCAUUUGUGUCCCGAGUGAGGACGAGCGCCUCAACGACGUGGCUGGUGCCAUCCGUCGUCUCAACGUUACAUGGACCUUCCUCACUCCAUCUAUUGCGAGCAUCAUCGAACCGUCUUCCGUGCCUUCGCUGGAGAUACUCAUCGUCGGUGGCGAGAAGAUGUCCCAAGAGGUCAUCACCAAGUGGGCCAAUGUCCUUCACCUGAUGAAUGGCUACGGUCCUACGGAAACAGUUGUCUUUGCCGUUGUUGAUACUGCUGUCGCCACUAGCCGCGACCCAGCCCGCAUCGGCUAUGGUAUCCCUUGCACCUUGACUUGGAUUGUUGAUGCCGAGAACCACGACCGCCUUGCACCACUUGGCGCUGUCGGCGAGCUUGCACUUGAAGGACCAGCAUUGGCCCGGGAAUAUCUCAAGAAUCCUGAGAAGAAUGCAGAAUCUUUCAUCAUGGAUCCUGCUUGGGUCAAGGACUUUAAGUCCUCGAUUCCAUCGCCGCGACGGAUCUACAAGACCGGCGAUCUUUGUUACUACAACCCCGAUGGUUCCAUUGAGUACAUCAGCCGCAAGGAUCACCAGGUCAAACUUCAUGGCCAGCGGAUGGAGCUCGGCGAAAUCGAGCACAGGCUUUCGGAACACGAAGCAGUUCGCCACGCAGUCGUCAUUCUGCCCAAGACUGGUCCUUUGAAACAGCGUCUCGUCACCGUCAUGUCGGCCAACAAGAUCGCCGCCGACAACAAGCUGAUUUCCGACAAGCCUUGCGAGCUCCUCGAUGAUGAAGAGUUUGACAACAAGGGUCUGGCUAUUCUGGUUGACGUCCAGAAAAGUCUUGAAGCCCAAUUGCCUGUCUACAUGGUUCCUCAGACAUGGGCUUUGGUCAAGAAGCUGCCGAUGCUUGUCUCUGGCAAACUUGAUCGGAAGAAGAUCUCUGCCUGGCUCGAGAACAUUGAUAAUGACUCUUAUGAGCGCAUAAUGCAAGAUUUCGACCGCAUGAAGCGUGGCGUGACCGAGAAGCCGCAGCCCGAGCAGGAGAAGACUGGUUCUCUCAAGAUCAUUCGCGAGAUUUUCGCGCAGGUUCUCAACAUCUCCUUGCAAAAAGUUAAUGUCGACCGCUCUUUUGUCAGCCUGGGCGGUGACAGUAUUACCGGAAUGGCCGUGAUAUCCAGAGCGCGAAAGCAAGGCCUUGUUGUCACAUUGAAUGACAUCUUACAGUCCAAGUCUGUCAAAGAAUUGGCCCAGACUGCCACUUCAAAGGCUCCUGCUGUCAGUCAGCGACAGGAGAAGUCUGGGGAAGGCUUUGGGCUUUCGCCGGUUCAAAAGUUGUACAUGCAGUCUUCGACCUCCUUCAAGGGUGCCGCUCGAUUCAACCAGAGCAUUACUGUGCGCAUUGCCCGACGAGUCGAAGGCGAAGUCCUCCGCAGGGCAAUUAACGCUGUCACCAGCCAACACUCCAUGUUGCAGGCCCGAUUCAACAAGCCCAAAGACGGAAUCUGGCAACAGAAGACCGCAGGGGAGGUUGAGGCAUCAUACCGUUUCCGCGUGCACUCUGUGAGCAACACUCGCGCAAUGGUUCCAAAGAUUGCCGAGAGCCAGUCCAGCCUGGAUCCGCUCAAUGGUCCUAUCUUUGCUGCUGAUCUUUUCAAUCUUCGCAGUGGUGGGCAGGUCCUAUUCCUUGUUGCACACCACUUGUGUGUCGACAUGGUUUCUUGGCGGAUCAUCCUUCAAGACCUUGAGGAGCUCGUCGUCUCUGGCUCAUUGUCCGAUGAGAAGGCCUUGUCCUUCCAGAGCUGGUGCGCCAUGCAGCUGGAACGCGCAAAGACGCACGAUGCCGGUCUUACUCUUCCAUUUACUCCAGAAACGCCAAACAUGGGUUACUGGGGUAUGAGUGGUAUUGAAAACCAGUAUGGCGACCUCAAAAUGGAAUCGUUCACACUGAGUGAAGAUACCACACAGUUCCUCCUGAACGGUUGCCAUGAAGUCUUUGGGACAGAGGCUGUCGACAUUCUGCUUGCUGCAAUUAUUCACUCUUUCGGAAUGAUUUUCAUCGAUCGCAAAAUUCCCACCAUCUACAAUGAAGGUCAUGGUCGUGAGCCGUGGGACGCGAGCAUCGACCUGUCCAGAACUGUUGGCUGGUUCACCACGAUGACUCCGCUGCUUAUUGACAGCAAACAAGGAACUAUUCUUGACACCAUCAAGCGUGUUAAAGACAUACGUCGCAAGAUCACCGAGAAUGGCCGCCCCUACUUCGCCAAGAGUCUUCUUGCAUCUGAUCAACAAUCAUCUGAUGAUUUCGAUGUUCCCCUGGAAAUUCUCUUCAACUACCUUGGAAAGCUGCAGCAGCUGGAGCGGGCCGAUUCCCUCUUCCGCCACCAGGGCAGUGUUUUCGACAGCUCAGAUUUCGCGGUCGCGGGUGACAUGGGCCCCGAGACACAUCGAUUUGCGCUAUUCGAGCUGUCUGCGAUUGUCGUGAAGGAGCGUCUCAACGUUUCAUUCGCAUAUAACCGCAAGAUGUCUCGAGAGCCUCAAAUUCGCCGCUGGAUUCUACAAUGCAAGCAAACUCUUGAGAAAGAAAUGUCUGUUCUCAGAAAUGCCACCACAGAGCCCACCCUGAGCGACUAUCCCCUGUUGCCCAUCAACUACAACGGCCUCCAAAUUCUCACCAACAGCACCUUCAAAAAGCUCAGCAUUCGCAGCAAGACGGAGGUAGAGGAUAUUUACCCUUGCUCGCCAAUGCAGGAGGGUCUCUUGCUGAGCCAGCUUCGCGAUUCCAGCGCCUACAUGUUCCACACCAUUUUUGAGAUCCAGGAUGCGCGCACUGGAAAGGUUGAUGCCGAGAGACUUGCUCGCUCAUGGCAGAUGCUCGUUGACCGACACCCAGUCCUCCGAACUGUCUUCAUCGACAGCAACUACAGCGGCGGAUCUUUUGAUCAGCUUGUUUUCCAGAAGCUCAAUGACAACGUACUUCGUGUUGAGUGCUUCGACUCGCAAGUCGAUGACAAAUUGAAAGCCAUCUCACUUCACGACCUCAACGCCAUGCGACCAGCCAAGCUGUCACACCAAUUCACAGUCUGCAAAACUACGAGCGGACGCGUGCUGGUCAAACUUGAAAUCAACCACGCUAUCAUCGAUGGUGGUGGCGUCGAUGUACUUCUCCGUGAUUUGACCCUGGCUUAUGAUCGCCGGCUCGCCGAGGGCUCAGCUCCCAAAUUCAGCGAAUACAUCCGCUACAUCAGAACACAGAGCCAAGAUGCCGCCCUUGACCACUGGAAAGAAUAUCUAGGUGGUGUCCGUCCAUGCCAUGUUUCCCCCGCGACGGAUCUGCAAGCCAAGCGUGAGCUGAAGGGUAUCUUGAUGGAAUUCACGCGAUACCCCGAGCUCCUGAGCUUCUGCGAACAAGCUUCUGUUACUCUUGCCAAUCUGACUUUGACGGCCUGGGCUAUUGUUCUGCGGGAAGUCACUCACUCCGAUGAUGUCUGUUUCGGAUACCUAUCUGCCGGUCGCGAUGCGCCCGUCAACGGUAUCCAGGACAUGGUUGGUAUCUUUAUCAACAUGCUAUGCUGCAGAGUCAAAUUUUCUGGCUAUCAGACCCUGUCCGAUGUCUCGAAGAGAGUCAAUGGCGAUUACAUUCGCAGCAUUCCUCACCAAAGCUGUUCCCUCGCCAGCAUUCAGCACGAACUUGGCUGGCAGGGACAGUCCCUAUUCAACACUACCCUCUCCAUUCAAAAUCACACCGUUGCCGGUGGUAACAAGGAGAAAGGUCUUUGCUUCGACCUGCAACAUGCUCACGACCCUAGUGAGUAUGCCGUUACUGUGAAUGUGGAUAUUUCUCGAGGCGCGGAAGGCAUCAUGCUGCGCUACUGGAAUGACAUGGUGAGCGAUGACCAAGCACAGUGCUUGGUAGAUAGCAUUGCCAAGGUCUUCACUAGCUUCAUCGAGUCCCCAUCUUCGAAGAUUCAAUCCUUGAAGUUCGAGAGCAGUCUUGUGGAGGAACGAAACCCGGAAUGGGCCAACUCCCAGUCCACUCUCAAUGAGAAAGCGAAGCUGGGCAUUGAAGCUUUGGAUGGUGCCGCAAUCCAGAAAAUUAUCGACAAUCGUGUGCAUGAGAUUAUUCGUCAGAUGUUGAGGGAUGGAAAGUUGAUGGUGCCUCACAUGCAGCCGGAGAGUCUGUCUGGCUAUGGGCACCCUGAUGACGGAGUGGAUUCGCCGUACCCAUUGGAGGGUAUUCAAGGAGGAGCUGAUGAUUCUGGUGUUUGCUCUGCAACAUCAAGAUCCAGCGAGGAAGGGUUGAUGGCGGAUAUUGAGAGAAGAUUGUGGACUCUUUGGAGCACUGCUCUGGGCCUUUCGCCCAAUGUCGUGCGACACCAGGACAGUUUCUUCAAGUUGGGUGGUGACAGUAUCACCGCAAUGAAGAUGGUCAGCGCAGCUCGCGAGGAUGGUUUGGUUCUUACUGUUGCGGAUGUUUUCAACAACCCCGUUUUCGAGGACAUGCUCGCAGCUGUUCGUGGUUCACAUGCCACUCAGCAAAUGUUGGAUGUCGAUCUGAAGCCUGCUCACAAGGACGUGGGUUCUUUCACUGACAGCAAGCCCACGACACUGGCACCAACUCCAUCUUCUGAAAGCAUUUCUGUCCUCAGGCCGAUGCAGGCUGUGGAUGAUGCUUCAGUUCAAACCGGCAUCUGCCCAAAGAUCGGUGUCUUUAAGGGUGGCAUCGCCGAUGUCCUGCCAGUGACAGACUUCCAGGCCAUGUCCCUGACUGCAACUCUUUUCAAGUCACGAUGGAUGUUGAAUUAUUUCUUCCUCGAAGGAAACGGACCUUUGGAUCUGCGCCGACUCCGUGAGAGCUGCUUGAAGGUUGUCGAUGCAUUCGAUAUCCUGCGUACUGUUUUUGUCUGCUUCCACGACCAAUUUUUCCAGGUCGUCCUUCGCAAGAUUCGUCCCAGCAUCUUUGUCUACGAGACUGAUCGUGGAAUGGACGAGUUUACUAUGAAUCUGCAGCAGCGCGACCGUGAAUAUGGCCCUCGCGAGGGUGAGCAGUACGUACAGUUCUACAUCAUCAAGAAGAAGAACAGUGACGAACACCGCAUCAUGAUUCGCCUUUCUCACACCCAGUACGAUGGCGUGUGUCUUUCGAAGAUCAUGUCCGCCAUCAAGCAUGGAUAUGAGGGUAGCCCUCUUCCUCCCGUAACCCCCUACGCUAGUUACCUCCGCCAACUUCCAGGUACCGUCGGUCCAGACCAUUACAAUCAUUGGUCUAAGCUCUUGAAGGACUCGCAAAUGACGCAGGUUGUCCGCCGCAAGGGCACUUCCAUGUUCCAGAAUGUUGGUGCUUUCACCGAAAUUCGCAAGAACAUCGAGAUCCCUCCCACCGCUCUUGGAAACGUCACUGUCGCGACUGUUAUGCAGGCUGCUUGGGCCAUCACUCUGGCAAAGCUGUCCGCUCAGUCCGACGUGGUAUUCGGCCUGACAAUCAGCGGGCGCAACGCGACCGUUCCGGGCAUUGAGACUACAGUUGGCCCUUGUGUCAACGUCAUCCCAGUCCGUGUCAAGUUCGAUGAGAAAUGGACUGGUCUUGAGCUUUUCCGCUACCUUCAAGACCAGCAAGUCUCGAACAUGCCGUACGAGUCCCUGGGCUUCCGGGAGAUCAUCAAGCAGUGCACCGACUGGCCUGCAUGGACAUAUUUCACCACCUCUGUGUUCCAUCAGAAUGUUGACUACGAAGGCUCCCUGGAACUCGACAACACCAAGUACCGCAUGGGUGGUGCCGGAGUGAACGACAACUUUGCAGACUUGACCAUGGUUUCUCGUCCUGCGGAUGAUCGCAACCUAAGCGUCACUCUCGGGUACUCUGAAAAGGGCCCUAUCAUUCCUGCCUUUGCAACCAAGGUCCUUGAUAUGGUCUGCGAAAUCGCGCUAUCCCUGGUCGCAAACCCUUCCACUGCCUUGCCUUCGCCAAGCAUGCUUCGCUCUCUUCCAUCUCAGGUUGUGGAUGACCUACCCCGAUCAUCAGAUGAACACUUCCUCAGCGCUCAUCUCAAGUCACGGUCCAUUGCCGAGUUGCUUGUACACUCAGACAUCCUGUCACGCUCGUGGCACCAGGUCCUGCCAAAGCGCGCCUCUACCACCACGACAGACCCAGACACCGGUGAUAAAUCUACCCACCAGGCUGCCUUCCAGCUUGAUUCAUCUUUCUUCGAUCUCGGGGGCGACAUCUUCAACAUGGCCCAACUCACAUGGAUCCUUGAGCAAGAAGGCCUUAAAGUACGCCUUGAGGACCUUCUUGAGCAUCCUUCUUUCCUUGGCCAGAUGGCUGUCCUGGCUUUACACAAUGCAAAGCACCAAGAAGACUUCCCUCCUGAGUUCGCUACCGGUGCUGUCUCGCCUGAUCCUGUCGCUACUAGUCGCGUUGAGAAGAAGAAGACGUGGGAGAAGGCCAUGAUACUCGCUCGCAAGUUGACGCGCAGGAACACCAUGGUUUCAAGCCAUGCUUGA